This is a messenger RNA of Halichondria panicea, 4304 nucleotides long. RefSeq names its product syntaxin-binding protein 5-like. The record is from RefSeq and is a predicted model, not a curated record. Gene Ontology annotation, cellular component: cytoplasm; plasma membrane. Gene Ontology annotation, molecular function: myosin II binding; GTPase activator activity; syntaxin binding. Bases 79 to 4224 code for a protein of 1381 amino acids. Gene Ontology annotation, biological process: regulation of exocytosis; regulation of protein secretion. NCBI's taxonomy places the organism in Eukaryota, Metazoa, Porifera, Demospongiae, Suberitida, Halichondriidae. The transcript is spliced from 24 exons.
CCUCUACGUACGUACGCAUACGUGGUAUGGUAGCUGCUCAAUAUAGCUUUGUACUACUACCUACUGUAACGAAGUAGGAUGGACGGGAUUCUAAAGGCGCUGGGGUUCGACAGCAAGCCCGAGUACCAAGACAAGAUCCCUGACACCCUCACAGAGGACUGUUUCAACGUGCACAACACAUUCAAGCAUGGGUUCUCGAGUCAUCCCCUAAGCCUUGGUUACGACUCAGCACAGCAGCUGCUGGCCAUUGGUGCCGAGCAUGGAGCAGUACUACUUCUGGGCAAGCCUGGUCUAGAGCGGCACAUCAACCACCCCACUGAUGCCGCUGUAACACAUCUAGUGUUCAUCACUAACAGGGGCCUCCUAGUGACUGCUUGUGAUAAUAACACACUGUAUCUGUGGUCUCUCAAGGACAAGCAACCUAAGAUACUGCACAGCCUCGAGCUCAUCUCUGAAAAAGCCACUGCUCUGUCCUAUGUGUUUGCCUCUGACUGGAUGUAUGUGGGCACAGACGCUGGCAAUGUGCACCUACUACACUUACACACAUUCAAGAUCUCAGGAUUCACUAUCCACUGGAACAACGCAGUUGAACUAUCUUGUCGUCGUAAGCCUGGUGAUGUCAUCUCAGUGACAGAGCACCCCCUCGAUCAGGGUAAGGUGUUGAUAGCAUUCUCUGGGGGCAAGUGUGUCCUGUACGAUAUGAGAGAGGCCGGGUCACAUGACCAACACACCCACCACAAGCGCUUCAACUAUGACCCUGGCAGUGAUCAUAUCCUAACCUCUGUGAGCUGGCUGGGCAGUGGUAAGAGCUUUGCCUGUUCCUAUAGUGAUGGUACCAUAGCUGUGUGGAACCCCAAGGUGGAGGCCAGGCCAGAGAAGGUCUUCCCACUGCAUGAUUUUGACUCAACAGAGUUCAAACCUAUCUACAGGCUACAGCAAGUGCACACUGAGAGUGACCCUUGGAUGAUAGCCAGUGGUGGUUAUCCUGAAGGGAACGACCAAGCCCCCCGGACCCUCACUCUCCUACGGGGGAAGGCCUCUACUCGUAUGCUCUCCACUGAGAGUACCAUCCUGGACUUCCUCUGUCUGCCCUCAUCACCCCGUGCUACAGAUUGUCAGCGUCCAUUUGCUCUUGUGAUUCUGACUAAGCAAGAAUUGGUGGUUCAUGACCUGGAGCACUCAGAGUUGCCACGGUACCCUGGAUACAUGUUCCCGUAUGCCCUGGACAUCCACCUACCUCCAGUCACCUCCCUCCAUUACACUGCCAACUGCUCUGAUGAGUUCAUUGCUUCUCUGCAUUCAGUCAAGUCCAAACUCAUGAAAGUAUCAGCCAAGCCGUGGCCUCUCAAAGGUGGCAAGUGGGGCCAAGAGGUACCACACACCUCCACUGACCUCAUCGUCACUGGACAUGUGGAUGGCUCAGUGCGACUGUGGUACUCUAGCUCAGUGAUCCUGCAACCAUUCUUCACAAUGAGCACUUCUCAGUACUUCAAGAUGCGCUACCAACCUUCCCCUAAAAGCACACCAUCUUUAAAUAGUAGCCCACGCUCCACUAAAGGCACACCCUCCUCUAAAGACACACCCUCGUCAGAUAGUGCCUCUCGCUCAAUUAAAAGUGAUAGUAGUGGUUCCCCCUCCCCCACCAAGAAGCCACGCCAGAAGGCAGCCACUCCCCCAGCUGCCAUGCUCUCCACGAUCCCCCCUCACACCCAGCCCCCCUCUCGACAGACCUCGUGCCCUGAGCCCCUCCCCAUCCCCCUCCCACCAUCACCAGAGGUAGUGGAGACCAUACCAGAGGAGGAGGAGGGGGGUGCUCUGUAUCCAGCCACAGGGCAGGAACACACCAUCACUGACACCACUGAUGGGACCUUACAUGCAGGUGCCAAUACUUCAGGAGCAGUUGAGAGACUUAAAGUCAAUUCGUUUGAAAGAAAGAGCAUCUUUAAAAAGAAGAAGCGGUCGAAUGGUGAUGGGUCUCCGCAGAGCUCUCGUGGUCCAAGCCCCUCGCCAGAUGAGGGGGAGGCAGUAAAGGACAAGAAGAAGAAGAAGAGUUCACUGUCGAAAUCGUUUAAAAAAAUGGCAAAAGCUGUUAAAAUUGGCCGCAGCUUAAGCCGUGAAAGAGACAAGCCGACAGAGGAGUUUGAUGGAGAUCUGUCCAGUAAUGCAUCGACUGGAGGCAGCAAAGGAGGAGAGGAAGAUGAAGGAGGCAACAAAGAUGGAGUAGAAGUGGCCAGCUCACCCUCCAAACGGCCGGAAACCAUACCCCUGCAACCACUAGGGCUUGCUCCUAUCAUACAGGAGCCAUCAUCAGCUAACCAAACUCCUGGAUCAUCCCCCACCAAGCAGCCGUCCCCUGCUAAAGCCACACCCCCAACUACUACGCCCCCUGUGAAAGUCACGCCCCCUGCUGAAGCCGCACACCCCGUGGCUACGCCCACCUCUUCCAGUGAUGAGUUCUUCCCUAUAAGUGCUGUACACGUGUGUGCGGUGGGUCUGUGGAUGUGCGUGGCCAACACAGGAGGGGCAGUCAUGGCCUUUGACUUCCAACUCUCAGAGAGAGAGCUCUCCCCUAAGUCUAUUGAUAUCAACUUUGACCGGGACUCUGUGAUGCGUCAGUAUGCUCCCUCGUCUGCUCGCCCCGCAACCACACCCCUUUCCUCUGUGGGUACGUGGGGGUUCACGGACAAGCUUCCCCCCACUCGACCAGGGUUCCAACUCAGUCAGGUGGCCGUCUGUUGUUACCACGUUCAGCGCAAGCAAGCUCUCAAGAGAGAUCCCAAGAUUCGUGUGCCAGCCAAGAUCUCUGUCAUGCUCUACAGUGUGGACCUGGGACUACUGGUGAUUGGCAGUAACCGUGGCUUUGCUCUGGUGGACACUAAAUCAAACUCUUGUCUCCACACCCUCUCAUCUCUAACCAGCAUACUCUAUUUGUCUGAUCCAAGCAAGUUCACACGUGCCCUACGCAAAGAGUCGGAGUGUGCUCUCCCCUUACCCAAACCAUUGGUCCGUCGGCACACCACACAACGAGGCCUCUCCACUGCCGCGCCGACCCCUAUGACCCCUCGUUUCUCCGAGCCAGUAAUGCCCACUUUGGAGGAGCUGGACGAUGAUGUUUUUGAUGUCAAGAUGAUGACUGUGUCAGAGUUAGAGUCUUCGGUGACAGCAUUGGAACUAGUGCAACUACAACUGGAAAAGAAUGCUCCUCCUACUCUGAUGCUAUGGGUGGGGCUGGCUAGUGGUCACCUGGUAGCCUACGGAGUCAAUACUACUACCAGAAAGGGCAAGAUCGACCUCACCCCAACAAAGUUUAUUCAGGAUACCAAGUCUCCUAUAGUGGCUGUCAUCUUUCUGAAUGAGUGGGGUGAUCGUCAGUUGAUCCCCUUCCAACGUAAGAGGACUAAUCUGAGUGGUUCCCCAGAGGAACGUCCGGCCCCAACUCGUGGCCGAGCAGAGCAGUAUGCUGUGGUGGUGAGUGAGGAUAGGGUCCGAUCCUACUCUUUCCCGGGCUUUCAUAAGAUUGAGUCAGCCUCUCUACCACAAGGCAGUGCUCUAUUGCAGAGUGAGCACUUCACUUGUAACGACCUUCCUUGUCUGUUGAGUGUGUCCUCCAACAAAGAUAUCUUCAUUCACAGUCUCCCUGGCCUCAAGCUGCUACUCCAUCUCCCACUGGCACCUCUCACACACACACGAUCACUGUGCACCUUCCACGUGUCUGGCCCCGGUCAAGCCAUCUUCAUGAGCUCUGACUCUGAGCUACAGAGACUCAGCUUAGUGACUGAGGACAAACUAAACCUGCCGGCUUGCUUCCCAGACUUGUACGUGAAUCUGGCAGACCCAGAGCCUUAUCAAGGAGGAGUGGGCAAGAGAAUAUUGGACGCUCUGUUCACGUCAGGACCUGCCACUGUCGAUAGAGAGAAUUUGUUUGGUGAGACAGCUCGUCGUGCUUUGGGUAACUUGUACAAGUUGGAUGGGAAGGCGUCAUCAUCAUACGCUGGCAAGUUGGACAAUGAGAGAGAGGACCGGAGACGAGGGGAAGGGGGCGCGGCAAAGGGGGGUGCUCCAGGGGCCUCCGGAGUCGCAGGACAAAUGAAUAAAAAUGUUCAAGCACUUCACGAGAGGCGAGAGAAACUGUCUCAAAUAGAGGAGAGGACGGAACAAGUCGCUCGUGAAGCAUCUGAUUUUGCUGAUAUGGCUAAGAAACUCAGACAGAAAUAUGAACACUAGUCGUUUAUGUGUGUGUUGUGUGUGUACAUGUUCAGCUCUACAGUUUAUUGCUUUUUCAAUAAUAUCAUCAGUGCACAUAA